Molecule: messenger RNA, 1886 nt
Organism: Daucus carota subsp. sativus
Lineage: Eukaryota; Viridiplantae; Streptophyta; Magnoliopsida; Apiales; Apiaceae
Product: chromatin assembly factor 1 subunit FAS2
Exons: 12
Coding region: 213-1664 (483 amino acids)
Biological process (GO): DNA replication-dependent chromatin assembly; nucleosome assembly
Cellular component (GO): CAF-1 complex; nucleus
Molecular function (GO): protein binding
Source: RefSeq, a predicted model, not a curated record
UGGUCGCUCUAAAUAAACUUGUGCACUCUCCUGCUUGUGUAUAAUAGUUGGGUGACUACUAAACACAACAGGGGCGCCUCUAUCUUCAUUUUUCCCGCCAAAACCAAAGCCCAACUUAAUCUUUUUUUCCUCCUGUACUUGAACAAUUGGGUGUAGAUUUGAUUGAUAUACCCUAGAUUUAGCAAAAGAAACAAGACCCAGAAGUUGAAAAGAUGAGAGGAGGCACAGUUCAGAUCAAUUGGCAUGACACUAAGCCUGUUCUAACCCUAGAUUUUCACCCCUUUUCUGGGCUGUUAGCAACUGGUGGUGCUGAUUUUGAUAUCAAGCUUUGGCUAAUAAAUUCAGGAGAAGGGGAAAAGAAAGUCCCUUCGGCUACUUAUCAUAAUAGUCUUUCUUAUCAUGGAUCUGCUGUAAAUGUUCUUCGAUUCUCCCCUUCUGGGGAAGAACUUGCCUCUGGUGCUGACGGCGGUGAACUGAUCUUAUGGAAGUUACAUUCCAGUGAUGCUGGUCAAUCAUGGAAAGUCCUAAAGACAUUAUCGUUUCACCGCAAGGAUGUCUUGGACCUUCAGUGGUCUACUGAUGGGGCAUUUUUAAUAUCUGGAUCUGUAGAUAAUUCUUGCAUAAUAUGGGAUAUGAACAAAGGUUCUGUUCAUCAGAUUCUGGAAGCUCAUUGCCAUUAUGUUCAAGGCGUGGCAUGGGAUCCCCUGGCCAAAUAUGUUGCCUCACUUAGCUCUGAUAGAUCGCUUCGGAUAUGUGUCAAUAAGCCAACUAAAGCAAAAGGAAUCGAGAAGAUGAACUAUGUUUGUCAGCAUAUCGUUACUAAAGUGGAUCUUGAAGUUGUAGAUAAUUCUAAGUCUGCCAAAGGCCAUCUUUUUCAUGACGAGACACUGCCAUCUUUUUUCCGGAGAUUAUCCUGGUCACCUGAUGGAUCAUUUUUACUUGUGCCUGCAGGAUCCUACAAAAUUUCACCUGUUUCAGAACCAAUAAAUACUACUUACGUUUUCUCUCGAAAAGAACUUUCUAGACCAGCUCUUCUGCUCCCUGGUGCAAGCAAACCUGUUGUUGCAGUACGCUUCUGCCCUAAAGCCUUUAGUCUGCGUGGAACCACUGCAUCUGCAUUCUUCAAGCUUCCGUACCGCUUUAUUUUUGCAGUUGCUACGUUGAACUCUUUAUACAUUUAUGAUACAGAAAGUGUUCAACCAAUAGCAGUAUAUGCUGGACUUCACUAUGCAGCUAUAACUGACAUCUCAUGGUCACCUACCGGCAAAUAUCUCGCAAUAUCUUCCCAGGACGGUUACUGUUCUUUAGUAGAAUUUGUGGAUGAUGAGCUAGGGUCCCCCAUCUAUUCAUCAGAGGAUAAAAAUGACACAAGUAAUGAGUUUACUCCUACAAAGAAACCCGAGGAUGUCAGGAUGACGGAAGCAACAACACGUAAAGAUGAAAUUUGUAGAGAUGCUGAAGCAGAAAAUGGUGCUGGGAAACAAGCAAUUCCAGCUGAGAAGAGUGAAGAUAACCAAAAAUUGCCUGCAGAAACUGAUGCAGUGAAACAACCAUCGCCAACUGGAGACACUAAUGAGCAGAAACAAGAGUCGCCAAAAUUAGUGAAUACAGCCACUGAAGGGAAGCCUGCCAGGAGGCGAAUAACUCCGAUGGCAAUUGAUUGACCACAGGUCCCCAUGUCCACAUCCAAUUUUGUAUAUCUUCACUAAUUCUAUUCCCAUCCUAGAAGUCAAUCUACCCUUGUACUAAUAUUUCUUCAAAUCAAUUUUCUUCUGUAGCAUGAAUCGUUUGUGAGACUGGUGAACAAAUAGGAAUGAAAAGAUGUAAUCAAGAUAUUAGUAUUUUGGACAUGUAUACGGAUAACGCAUAAGCUCUAAAUUAGAAUA